AUGUCUACAGGCAGCCAGCACAUGAAGACAAUACAUAUUCCCAAAUCUAUGAUGUCUGCACCCUUCUUACAGCAUCCAGCCCUUACAGCUGGACAGAGACGCUACCUGUGCAGUAUUGCAAACGUUUACAGUACAGAGCACAUGAGGCAGCAGAUGAAGCAGCACUAUUUCAAUGUGCUGCACACAUGUGUUCAGUCAGGUCAGAAUCCCACGUGCAGAAGGAGGUAUAGGAUUCAUCAGCACAGAGAAAAUAGUACGUUCACAAAGGAUGCAGAGAAGAAUGUGGCAAGAUCAAACCCUCAAGGGCAGAGGAAACGCAGCAGCACAGCUAAUUCUGAUAUCAUACUUCCAAAAAUAGUCAACAGAUGACAGACUUGUUUGCAGAUGGUUUUACGAUUUUGAAGGCAUUAAUUACCUCAUAGUUAGUCUCUGUGUUGAUCUUUGCAUCAACACCUGUUGUGUUAUUGCACAUAUUUUCAAAUAUGACUUUAAAUGUUCUCAACCAAGAAUUGUGUGUUGUCAUAGUUUUAUGCAGACCUACACAUAUUAUAGGCACCACUGCAUUUGGUGCUGUAGUACACCUCAUAUUUAUAUUUUAUCUGAAUAUCAAGUUGUAGUAGUUGUCAUAAUAUGUACUUGCAUGUAUUCUUAGAGUAAUAUUUACUCACAAAAUGACGA
This is a messenger RNA of Epinephelus fuscoguttatus (brown-marbled grouper), 678 nucleotides long. Its product is annotated as protein FAM216A-like. NCBI's taxonomy places the organism in Eukaryota, Metazoa, Chordata, Actinopteri, Perciformes, Serranidae. The record is from RefSeq and is a predicted model, not a curated record. The transcript has 3 exons. Bases 1 to 369 code for a protein of 122 amino acids.